AACCAGUUUAGUCUUCACAGCUGUGAGCCAGGAGAGAUCGUUUCCCGCGGAUACCAUGAUGGUCACGGUGGUGUAUGAUAAUUCAGAGGCAACGGAGCUCUGUGCGGCUCAGCACCUCUACCUCAAGCCCAUAGCAAAGUUGAUGAUCAGUGUAUUGCUCCCUGAGAGCACGGAACCCAUGAGGCCCUUCUCUAACUGGGAAGUUCUUGACCAGCUGAAGAGCCUGAUUUGUCCUGACCAGUUCACCACGGUGCGGCUCUCCAAGAGCACCAAGGACUUCAUCCGAUUUGAGGGGGAGGCUGAAACUCGAAGUUUGGUUCAGAUCCUGAAGGCCAAGUUACACGGGAAGAUCAUCAAGCUAAGCGGUUUGAAAACAGACUUAAGAGUAGUGGCCACAGAUGCCCAGGGGGAGUGGGAACACUUCCCCAAAGGAAAGGGGGCGCCGUUGGGUGACGCGUCUGAAGAGCAGGACCACGAUAAGAGCCCAGAUUCCAUAUACUUCGAAGGCCUGCCCUGCAAGUGGUUUGCACCUAAAGGUUCCAGCGGGGAGAAGCCAUGUGAAGAGAUCCUUCGGGUGGUCUUUGAAAGCUUUGGGAAGAUCAAGAAUGUGGAUAUUCCGAUGCUCGACCCCUACCGAGAAGUCAUGACUGGUGGGAGCUUUGGGGGGUUCAGCUUCGGCUUGCAGACGUUCGAGGCCUUUAUACAGUACCAGGAGUCAACUGACUUUGUAAAGGCCAUGGAGUCCCUCCGCGGGAUGAAGCUGAUGCUUAAAGGAGAUGAUGGGAAAGCUCUGGCAUGUAACAUUAAGGUUAUGUUUGAUACAACCAAACACUUCAGUGAAGGAGCUAUAAGGAGGAGAAAUCAAGAAAGGCUGAAAUUACAGGAGCUGGAGGAAGAAAGGAAAAAAGAAAAGAAGAGAGAAGAGGAAGAGGCUGAAAGAAAGAGAAAAGAGGAGGAGAGGAAAGCCCAGGAAAAGAGGAGAAAGGCCAGAGUCAGGAGGCGCGCCCUGAAGGAAAGGGGCAGACACCGGCAAAGGAGACAGAAGGACAGUGCCAAAGCGGAGGCCCGUCAGGGGCCCAACUCUUCGGAGGACUGGGAGGAGAGGAAGGGCCUGCUGGCCCGGAGGGAGCAGGAGGCCCUCCGCCUGCUGCGGGCGCUCCUGAGGAAAAUCGAAGGGUCUGUACAAUUUAACCCACGGGAGGUAGAUGUUGCAGGCUCCAAAGCUAAUCGUGCUCGGGGGACCACACUGGGAGCUCUGAAGAAAGAAGAGUUAAACACUCAGUAUCUUCAAAAUCAGGAGGAAAUGCCAAGAUAUCAGGUUUCCAAGUCAGAUAAGAAGCGAAAAAAAAAAAAGAAGAAAAGAGCUAGGGCUCACUUACGUAAAUCUUCCCGCCACCUUGGGGAAAAAAAAUUAAGAUAUUCAGCUAGAAAAGAGAGAACUGGAAAAUUAUUAACCAGUGAAUACAAUCACAGUUUGCUCCCUGAUCGGAAUUCUUUGCAAAUUGCAAUGAUUCAAGGUCAAUCUCUUGAGAAAGAAGACUACCAUGGUUCUAAUAAAUCCUAUUCUUCCAGAUUAGUUGAGAGAGACCAUGGCAGGAAACAGAAGAUCUAUGAAACAGAUGAAUUUAUUGACUAUCUUUUAAACUACUAUCAAAGUCCAAAAUAUGCCCGUAUCUGCCUAGAACCAAGUCACAUAACAAGCACAUGUCAGUGGCAGAGGGUCGUCCAUGCGAAAGGAAGUGGAUUUCAAAUCAAUUUGAGAAAACAUAAGUGUCAUUUAACCAGUUUGAGCCAAAUGCAAAACCUAGAUAGGAGAGAACAGGUGCAAGAAGACGAUUCCUGGACAAAGAUUUAUACUCAGGAUCCUGAGCAUAAACCAGAAAAGAGAGGAAAAGUGGAUUAUGCCAAAGAAUGUAGAAUGUUUAAGGGGUUUAAACAUCAUUGCAAGGACACAGUAUGUGAAGCUGGUGAUCGGCCAUCCCCAACUUUUGGAAAGAGCCAUCUGUUGGAACAGACUCAUGCUUACCAGGUCCAAGAUUCCAUAUCCACAAGUCAAAGCCAAGUUUCCUCGCCCAACAGGUCAGCAGACUUUAAUUUGGAGUUGACAGAUUUCUUAGAGGAAAUUAGCAGUGAUUCUGAAUGUUUCAGUGAAAUCCUUAGCAUAAACAAAGAGGAGAAAGAGAAAUCUGUGGCCACACAUGAUAGCUCCCCAGAAAAGGGAUCUCUUGACGCUGAUGAAAUCAUCACUUGCGAUCCAGAAAUUAGGUCAAGUCAGCAAACCUUGUAUUCAGAGUGGAAACAUGAGGAGGAAAAAUACUCUAAAUACGAGCUUAGGAAACCAGGCAAGAGGUCCAAUUAUGAACUGAGAUGUUCAUGGCUUGAGGGUGAAAACAAUUCUAUUAGAGAUGAGAAGAGCAACAGCAAAAAGAGGGAAAUAUUGGCUCCCAAAUACGUAUUUGAUAAAAGCUACCACCACGAAUCCAGUGCCAGUGAUCAAUUAGACACUGUCACAAGAAAGAGGAGGCGGUUUAGUGAUAGUACAUUUGACCAGAAAGUGAACUAUAGGCCCUUUCAUGUGCCAAGAACAUCGUCAAAAAGUGCUAAUGCUUCCUAUUUGGGGGAUUUUCCCAAAAGAAGAGAGGCUCCACGGAAGUCAGAACAUAACCAGGAUGCAAGGAGGUUUAAAAGAUAUGAGAAUUCUGAAGAUUUCAUGCUGAAUUCUGAUAAUUACUAUAUCAGACGUAACAGUCAGGAGCACAUUGACGACGGAAGCUAUUCAGGAAACAACUACACUGGUUCUUUAUAG
Messenger RNA from Eubalaena glacialis (North Atlantic right whale), 2806 nucleotides. RefSeq names its product A-kinase anchor protein 17B-like. The transcript has 5 exons. Bases 56 to 2806 code for a protein of 916 amino acids. NCBI's taxonomy places the organism in Eukaryota, Metazoa, Chordata, Mammalia, Artiodactyla, Balaenidae. The record is from RefSeq and is a predicted model, not a curated record. Gene Ontology annotation, molecular function: RNA binding.